AUUGGAGCCAGCUCUAAACCCCUAACCAGCAACGGCUAUAUUCUCCGCCGUCUCCUCUCCCCCUCGCGUACUAGCCGUUGCGCUGCGGUGGCGUUCCCCUCCCCCAACUCCUGCUACAAAUACUCCUCAGCGGCCGAUUCCUAAACCCCACAGCGCAAGCUGCUCUUCUCUCUCUCUUUCUUUCAUUCUCCUCGCCUCCCCACGCCGAUUUCAAGCGCUUGGGGGGACGAGAUCGCGCUCAUCAAAGCUCUCGACGUUCUUUGCAUUUUUUUUCGCUGUUAAUCUGCUCGUUUAAUUAUUCUCGUAUUAAUUUGUGCUCGAUUCUAACUUGCUAGUUUUUAGUUCGCGUUUAAUUUCGUUGCUUCUGCUGUUGCUAUUACUAUUCUCUGUUGUGCUUGUCUUGUUCGUUUGUUGCUGCUAUAACCAUGGACGCAGGUUCCCUCUCGAUCUCCUCCGAGAAGAGCCGCGCCGCCGCGCCGCGGCCGCCGCUGCAGGAGGCGGGCUCCCGCCCCUACAUGCCGUCGCUGAGCACGGGAUCGCGCAACCCGUCGGCCAAGUGCUACGGAGACAGGUUCAUCCCGGACAGGUCGGCGAUGGACAUGGACAUGGCGCACUACCUGCUCACGGAGCCCAAGAAGGACAAGGAGAACGCGGCGGGUGUGGUGGCGUCUCCGUCCAAGGAGGCGUACCGGAGGCUGCUCGCGGAGAAGCUGCUCAAUAACCGGACGCGGAUCCUCGCCUUCAGGAACAAGCCGCCGGAGCCGGAGAACGUCUCCUUCGCCGACGCGGCUUCCUCCAACCUGCAGGCCAAGCCGGCCAAGCAGCGGCGCCACAUUCCCCAGUCUGCAGAGAGGACUCUGGACGCACCGGAGCUCGUUGAUGACUACUACCUCAACCUGCUCGACUGGGGGAGCAACAACGUGCUGUCCAUUGCUUUGGGCGACACGGUGUACCUGUGGGACGCAUCGAGCGGAUCCACAUCCGAGCUUGUGACCGUCGACGAGGACAGCGGUCCUAUUACUAGCGUUAGCUGGGCUCCUGAUGGUCGGCACAUUGCUGUCGGGCUCAACUCGUCUGACGUUCAGCUCUGGGACACCAGCUCCAACAGACUGUUGAGAACUCUCAGAGGGGUGCACGAGGGAAGAGUCGGCUCGCUGGCGUGGAACAACAGCAUCCUGACGACCGGCAGCAUGGACGGAAACAUCGUGAACAAUGACGUGAGGAUCAGGAACCACGUCGUGCAGACGUACGAGGGGCACAGCCAGGAGGUGUGUGGCCUCAAGUGGUCUGGAUCAGGGCAGCAGCUGGCCAGCGGGGGCAACGACAACCUUCUGCACAUUUGGGAUGUGUCAAUGGCAUCCUCCAUGCCAUCUGCUGGCCGCAACCAGUGGCUGCACAGGCUCGAGGACCACAUGGCCGCUGUAAAGGCGCUCGCCUGGUGCCCGUUCCAGAGCAACUUGCUGGCCACUGGCGGUGGUGGGAGCGAUCGGUGCAUCAAGUUCUGGAACACGCACACUGGUGCAUGCCUAAACUCUGUUGACACCGGAUCACAGGUGUGCGCUCUUCUCUGGAACAAGAAUGAGAGAGAGCUGCUGAGUUCACACGGAUUCACACAGAACCAACUGACUUUGUGGAAGUAUCCAUCAAUGGUGAAGACGGCUGAACUCACUGGCCAUACCUCUCGUGUCCUUUUCAUGGCUCAGAGUCCUGAUGGUUGCACAGUAGCAUCAGCUGCUGCGGAUGAGACCCUCCGGUUCUGGAAUGUUUUUGGAGCCCCUGAAGCACCCAAGCCUGCAGCCAAAGCUUCAUACACUGGGAUGUUCAACAGCUUCAACCAUAUCCGAUAGGAUGAGAUGAUUACUGAUGAUCUUCUUUUGGAUAUGGUCCCAGUGUUCUUCUAGUUCAUAUAGAUCGCCUCUCACUGAUGUGAUCUACCAAAUUGGCUAAGCAGGCAGCUUGAGGGAAGCAUUGCAAUCCAAAUACAUCAUUUUUAGUUUUCCGGAGGGUCAGAAAUCAAUGACACAGGGUUGCCUUCGUUGCCGUCUUCAUCAUCACAACAUCACAGGCACGGAGCAGCAUAACCUCCACAUGUAGAGCCUGAGAUUGAAAUGCAGAAUCGCAGAGCCCUUGACUUCGGACAAGACACGCUGCGGCCUAGCCUCAGAGAUUACAAUGCAGAGUCCGACAAUUUUGCUACUUCUCCUGUCAUUUGUAAUUUGUAUGCCAGUCAUUAGUGCUGUUCGAUGUAGAAUGUUUUCGCCUUUUGAUGCAACAUCAAGAGAGCUUGUUUGAUGUGGCAUUAAUUGUAAAUCAAGACACAACCUUUCCUUUCAUAAUUAUAAUGGAAUAUUUGUUCUCAUUUUCCU
Molecule: messenger RNA, 2366 nt
Organism: Setaria italica (foxtail millet)
Lineage: Eukaryota; Viridiplantae; Streptophyta; Magnoliopsida; Poales; Poaceae
Product: cell division cycle 20.2, cofactor of APC complex
Exons: 7
Coding region: 426-1847 (473 amino acids)
Biological process (GO): positive regulation of ubiquitin protein ligase activity; positive regulation of anaphase-promoting complex-dependent catabolic process; anaphase-promoting complex-dependent catabolic process
Cellular component (GO): anaphase-promoting complex
Molecular function (GO): anaphase-promoting complex binding; ubiquitin ligase activator activity; protein binding
Source: RefSeq, a predicted model, not a curated record